AACAGAAUUUAUCACCGAACUAACCUUCACUGAGGUCCUGUUUCGGCAUAAAAGUGAGAUUCAUGAGACUCGUCUAAGAUGUCUUACAGGAAGGAGCUAGAAAAAUACCGAGACCUGGAUGAAGACAAGAUCCUUGGAGCUCUGACAGAGGAGGAGCUCAGGAAGUUAGAGAAUGAACUGGAGGAGCUGGAUCCUGAUAACGCAUUGCUGCCAGCAGGGCUCAGGCAGCGGGAUCAGACGCAAAAGCCACCGACUGGCCCGUUCAAAAGGGAGGAACUCAUGGCCCACCUAGAAAAGCAGGCAAAGGACGUUAAAGACAGAGAAGACUUGGUUCCUUUCACAGGUGAAAAGAGAGGAAAAGCUUGGAUCCCCAAGCAGAAGCCGAUGGAUCCGGUUUUGGAAAGUGUGACCCUGGAGCCGGAACUGGAGGAAGCCCUUGCUAAUGCCUCUGAUGCAGAGCUCUGUGACAUUGCUGCCAUCCUUGGCAUGCACACCUUGAUGAGUAACCAGCAGUACUAUGAGGCACUGGGGAGCAGCACCAUCGUGAACAAAGAAGGGCUCAACAGUGUGAUUAAGCCCACGCAGUACAAACCGGUUCCUGAUGAGGAACCAAACUCAACGGAUGUGGAGGAAACUCUGAAACGAAUAGAAAGCAAUGAUCCUGACCUUGAGGAAGUGAACCUUAACAAUAUUAUGAAUAUUCCCAUACCAACUUUAAAAGCUUUUGCAGAAGCACUGAAAAAUAACACCUACGUGAAGAAGUUCAGUAUAGUUGGGACACGGAGCAAUGAUCCCGUUGCCUUCGCACUGGCAGAAAUGCUGAAGGUCAAUAACACGCUGAAGAGCCUGAACGUGGAAUCAAACUUCAUUUCUGGCUCAGGGAUCCUGGCUGUUGUUGAAGCACUCCAGGGCAACACAUCGCUCAUAGAGCUGCGCAUCGACAACCAGAGCCAGCCCUUGGGCAACAAAGUAGAAAUGGAAAUCGCGAACAUGUUGGAAAAAAACACCUCCCUGCUGAAGUUCGGGUACCAUUUCACUCAGCAAGGUCCCCGGCUCCGUGCCUCCAAUGCUAUGAUGAAUAACAAUGACCUAGCUCGUAUUCAUCGGUCUGAUGGUCUCUGGCAAUAGCGUCUCAGCUCUACGCCUGGACAAUGUAUAAGUACAGAAAACUUUUCUUUUCCUCCCUGUCAGCAAGAGCUCUCUGCUUGUGCUCCACUCAGUGCUCUACCAUCACCUGAUGCUACCAGAACUUGGUUUUGGUCCUAUAGCUUCUGUCUCUAAGAUGCUCUAUAUGAACCAACUAAGGCGGCUUUUACAUUCAUCCUCAUGAGCUAACUUCUGCAUCCUCUUUAUACAUUUUUUUUUUCCUUUUCUCUCACACAUGUUUAUUGAAAAGUCAUGAGCAUAGCUGUCAGAGCUGUAAAUCAACUUUAAGAGUAGAUAUGCUUUGACCAUGUUAUCCAUGAUCAGAGGACUGACUUAUAGGCUUAAGAUAAGAAACGAGAUAGAAUUUUUUUCUUUUUAAAUUUGAAAGGGCAGUUGAGAAAAACUAGCAAAGGAAAAACUGUGGCAUCCAUCUCCUGCUGUCAGCAUCAGAUGAGGCUUCAGCCAAAGUCAGAUCACAAAGACAAACUGCAUAAAACAUAAUUGACUGCAGCAUAAGGGCAGUAUGCUUCAAAAGUAGCUUCUUGGCCUUAAAAAUUCAUAGGGAGAGAAACCUCACCUUACCUGCCUCGACUUUAAACUGUGUAAGGCCAUGCCUGCUGCUCAAAGCAGGAAUUCAGAAGCUGAUGCUAUCCUGUUUCUUUCCUGGCAGGAAGUAACAUCUCUCAGCUCCUUUCCACAGUGGGUAAGCCAAGCCUGCCAUCCACCUCUUCCCAUUGCCAUGACUGACUCCUCUUCCUCUUCUUUUGCAGUGAGGAAGAGAAGACUUGCAGAGUUGAACGGGCCUAUUUUUCCCAAGUGCAGAACUGGAGUGUAGUUCCUGGCUAUGGAGGUCGUUCCCGGUGAUCUGUGCUGCACUGUGGAAAUCUAAAGGCAAUAAGUGCCUUGACAGAGUAUUUGUGGUGCCUCGGUUCCGUUUUAUGCACUAACAGUUUAAAUGAACUAGUGGCUGUAGUUGAAGAUUUUAUCCAGUAGGACUGUUAAUGUUUUAUGUAGAUUUGGAAACUAUUCAAGCCAGUAAACAACCUCCCAAUUUUAUGCAAUCUCAGUUUAGAGUACAUCCCAGUGUAAAAGUGACUCUUAAUUAACCUGGGACCUGAUUUUUUCUAUAAACUUCCUGCACGGUGUUUCAUACAGUUAGGAUGUGGUAUGCACGAGUGAAAGAUAAAACUGUUCCACACACAUUAUAGAAGUAUUACAAAAACCCUUUAUUUUUGUUUGUUUCCAAAUUGAUCUCAAGUAACUAUAGAGGAGCAACUAGUCUAACAAGCACUUCUACUACCUGGAAACAUGGCUAAUUUUAAUUUUGAAUUACAGUUUUUUUACCAACAUUUGCUGAGUCAAUUAGUUAGAGAUGCUGUUUCAGAUGCAUCCCUGUGUUCCAAAAAACUGAUCUCCACCCCCUGAUUAAAGGGAACUUAAGGCCACCAACUAUAAAAGAGAGUCUCAAAAAUUGAGUGGUUUAGGAUGGGUUAAUACCCUUCUAUACUAUGCACGUCUGAAAAAAAGUCACCUUUAGCGAUGAGGUGCAAAUCCUAACCCCACAGAGAUGGCCAAACCGAUUGGCAAACCAGAGCCCUCUCUUCUGAUCCCCACUCCCUUCAUUUUCCUAACGUUAAAAGCAUGUGUCCAGAUCUUCACUGGAAACAAGUCAAAUUCUCUCUCUUUGCUGUUUUGUCUAGAUGGCCAUGUCCAUUAAUUCAGUUUUGUUCUGCUGGGGAUUGUUUCUUUCACUGCCAUCCCUAAUGUCUGCCUAAAUGCAACAAUAAAUGCUAUGCCCUAGAAAAGCUGUGAAGCAAAAAUACCCUAACUCUGAACUUACACUGCAUUCAGUCAGACAGCUUUUUGUCAGACAGUCUACUACCCGUCAUCUAACCUGGGAGGAAUUCCCUGCAGGCUUGCACAGUGGGUUGGACUCAGCACUAUCCCAUCAGGGAUCCUGCUUGGUAGGAACGAGUCUCCUGGCAGAAGCACUGCCACACUGAAGCCCUAUUCUUGGUCUGAUGACAACAUGCCCUAGAAAAUGUUCUCGCAUGCUAGAAGUCUGUCUGUACGCAUCUGUUAAGAGUGAAGCUUUGCAGCCCUUUACGCAUAUUCCAGCAAAAGUCCUACAGAUUCCUUCAGCGCAAAUACCACCCAUGAUUUAGCUCUGACCAAUGAAGCAGAGAAACACUAUGCUUUCGGCAGUGUGGGAAACAUAUUUGUUGCUCUUCAAAUCUUAAUAAAUGUGCCAGUGGUGUAAAAUAAAACGCUUCUCUAUAGCUUCUUCCCCCUAACCCCAUAAGUUCUGUGUCAGAAAAUAAAAAGAAUGCAGAAGAAAAAUAGUUGAAAACAUAUU
Molecule: messenger RNA, 3502 nt
Organism: Egretta garzetta (little egret)
Lineage: Eukaryota; Metazoa; Chordata; Aves; Pelecaniformes; Ardeidae
Gene: TMOD1
Product: tropomodulin 1
Exons: 10
Coding region: 79-1128 (349 amino acids)
Biological process (GO): pointed-end actin filament capping; muscle contraction; myofibril assembly
Cellular component (GO): striated muscle thin filament; myofibril
Molecular function (GO): tropomyosin binding
Source: RefSeq, a predicted model, not a curated record